Messenger RNA from Benincasa hispida (wax gourd), 1141 nucleotides. Its product is annotated as Pollen Ole e 1 allergen and extensin family protein. The record is from RefSeq and is a predicted model, not a curated record. Lineage: Eukaryota; Viridiplantae; Streptophyta; Magnoliopsida; Cucurbitales; Cucurbitaceae.
GACCUCAACUUAUUAUUUGUACUUGUAAAGCAUAAAGCAUUAUUAUAUUACUAUGAACAUGUCUUCCCUUUUGCUUCUCUUACUUCUGUUUCUUAACCUCACUUUCAAUGCCUUCUCUGAGCCUCCUCUUCCACUUCAACCUGCUGUUGUUGUUGGCACUGUCUUUUGUGACACUUGCUUCCAACAACAUCUCUCCAAAUCUCCUCAUUUCAUCUCAGGUGCUAGAGUUGAAGUGGAAUGCAGAGAUGAAAAGACCUCUAAGACUAGUUUUAAACACCAAGUGACGACUAACAAAAAGGGAAAAUUUAAAGUUGUUUUGCCAUUCUCUGUUGCUAAACAUGUCAAGAAAAUUGAAAGUUGUGGUGUUAGAUUGAUCAAAAGUAGUGAACCCUUUUGCUCUGUAGCUUCCUCUGCAACUUCGUCUUCUCUUAAGUUGAAAAGUUCGAAGAAAAAUAAAAAUGGGGUUCGGAUUUUCUCAGCUGGGUUUUUCACUUUCAAGCCAUUGGAACAGCCCGCUUUGUGUAAUCAAAAGUCUGACCUUUUGAAAUCCAAAUUAAUUAACCCACAGCUUCCGUUCCCGCCGAUUGUUCCACCGGUCAUUCAGCCGCCGUCGUUUUUGCCGCCCAAUCCCCUGCAGCCGGCGCCACUAAUCCCAAACCCAUUUCAGCCGCCGGCGCCACUGAUUCCGAACCCCUUUCAGCCGCCGGCGCCAUUGAUCCCGAACCCCUUUCAGCCACCGGCUCCGGUGAUUCCGAACCCAUUUCAGCCGACGCCAGGGUCGGGGUUACCUCUGCCACCGCUGCCGUUUAUCUCUCCGUCGCCGCCUCCACCGACGUUGUUGCCGCCGUCGCUUGUGCCACCGUUUCUGCCGCCGAUCCCUGGGAUUCCGUCUGGUCCGCCUAGAGAGGAAACUACUUCACCGAUCAAACAGAGCCCAUGAAGGAUGAUUAUUCAUUAUAAUUAUGGUUAAAGAUUGUUUUUUCUUUUUUCUUUUUCUUUUCAUUUUCUAAUGGGUAUAAUUUGUAGUAAUGUGUUAUGAUGGAUUAGUAUGUAGUAUAUCUUAUAAGUUUAGCACAAUAUUGGGUUUUGUUUCUAAUAUAUUAUUUAAAUUUGGAUUAUAAAUAAAAUUGGUGUUACUUUA